Caenorhabditis elegans is the source of this 452-nucleotide messenger RNA. It is a transcript of the gene nlp-60, whose product is annotated as Neuropeptide-Like Protein. The transcript is spliced from 3 exons. Bases 20 to 346 code for a protein of 108 amino acids. Lineage: Eukaryota; Metazoa; Nematoda; Chromadorea; Rhabditida; Rhabditidae. The record is from RefSeq and is marked reviewed.
GUCGCACACUAAUAUAUUCAUGUCUUCUUCAUCUUCCACAUUCAUUUCAAUUUUCAUCAUUACAAUGGUUUUAGUUGCUUUUUGUAGUGCAAAUUUGGCAACUGGGAGAGCAUCUCUACGACCAUCUGCUGGGAAACGUGCAGCUGUUGUUGGAAGAUUACCUGCUCACUACUAUCAAUUAGCAUCUGCUGUAAGAUCACCUAAACAAUACGAAAAUGAAUUUACCUGUAAUGAAAAUACAAUGUCUGUAAUAAAUGCCCGUUAUCAAAAACUUCAAGAGGAACUCAAUGGACUUGUUGAAUUGAUGGAAGCUUGUCAGACACUACAAUCUACUAUUUCACUUUAAUUUUUUUUCAUAAUUUUUAAACAUUGAAAUACACGUACAAGGUUCCGUAAUUUGAAGAGACAAUCAGUCAUUUGAAUGAAAAAAAAUCAAUAAAUCGAUUUGCAUU